AUGACCAUCAACGCUUCUUCAACCGAACAAAGAACCGAAGGCGAUGACGGAAACAGAAUCAUUAUUUGUCCUUGUAAAGCUACAAUAGACGCAGAACGCGAAAAGAAAAACACGGAUGAAAUAAAUAAGUUACUAAAAGAGAAAGAAAUCGAAAUGGAGGAAAUUUUUGAAGAAAGAAUAAAACAAGAGAUGGAACAUUUGAAAGAGAGAUUCGAAUUUAUAUUGCAUCAUGAACAAAUACGAACAUCAUACAUGCUAAGAGAAGCCUACAGAGAGAGAAAGGAGAAGAUAUCAGCUCUUCAAACUCAGCUCGAGUGUAAGAACAUGGCGGGUCUGAUGUAUGUACUGUGCACAGAGAGACACAAGAGCAAGCUCGAAGUGAUGAGAUUGACUGAAGAAUACACAAAUUACAUAAAAGCCCUACAUAACAUAUUGACUGAGAGCCAGUCUCUAAUCAUGCGUCUCUCACGCGGAUACAAGACAGCGGCGAGAGUUGAUUACGAAUGGAGACAGAAAAUGAAGAAAGUCAUUAAACAUUUUCAAUAUUUCGUACACAAUUUUAUUGGAGGAACGCCAGAAGCACUACAAUAUCUAUUCGACAUACCAGCCCUGCUGAAAAUCGAAGCACCUAUAGAAGAUGACCCUCAUGAAGACCCAUUUGAAGAUGAGGAAAUACCGACUAAAAAAGAACCCCAAACUGAGAAGCAGUGGUGGGAGACAAUGGAAGGUGACAGCCGACCGUUCAUAAUGUUCGGCGAUAUGGCGGAUUUCAAGCCACCUCAACGAAGAGAAGUGCUAAAAGCUGUUAAAGCUGCUAAAACAGCGCCGAGGAAGUGGAAAGAAUACGUUUUUAACGACAUGCACCUGAAAUCCCACUGUCCCCACGCUGACGUGAUAAAACACGAAUACUUGAAACAAAUGCCGGCUCCCGCUAAAUGGGAGUGCACACAGACUGAUCGACAGACGUUUUCGAGAGCGUCUGACACUAGUCGACGCAUGACUACCGCCUCCGUCGACAUCAGGAAUAUGGGAUCCAUCUUAAAGAUGAUUAGUUCGAACGGACCAUCACAUACUCCAAAGGCCACAUUGCUCGGGGCGAGAGAUUCCAUGGAAAUAGCGUCUACUACGAAAUUGCGAGAAAAGCACAGACAGACGAUCGAGCACGGCAAGGUCGUGCUGAACAUCGGAAACAAAGUUGACUCUCUAUUCAAUGAAGUGUAUUCAGAAGUAGAAGCAAAUCGAGAAGAGAUAGAAGAAGCUGAACCAGGCCCGAAAGAAACCAAGUCUAGAAUGGAAGAUGAAGAAGUCGGCGACGAAUCGUUUUCAGCUCUAGGAAGCACACACAACGACAGCUUGCAAAUAAUUCCGUCGCACAUUCCGGAUCAAGAUCACAAGAUUAAUUACGAAAAGAUAUGUCCAAUGGAGAAGUGUCAGAGGCUACAAGUGGACUCGUUCAUACGCAGUCUGCCUGCGUACAUGCGAGCCAGUCCGUUCACACACGUCGAACAGACGUACGAAGAUUAUGAAGCCUGUUCACCAGAACAACUCGAAAUCCUAAAACAAAGAAUAGAAGAGAAGAAAAAGAAGGAAAAACUAGAUUUCGACGUGACAGAAGAAAAUCCUCUUCUAUCCUGGACUCCCAGUCUAGAAGGAGUAGCUGUCCAGACGUCUGAUAUGUCAAUGUCAUUACCGCCCUGCACCUGUCGAGAUCCAAGUCCGUCACCUGCAUCUAGUACCCAGAAAAUUUAUACUGUAGCCGAUUUGAUUCCCAUCAAACAAAAUUUGGACGAAAUUAAUGCCGAAUGUUUCUUCAAUGAUAAUAUCGAGUUCAAUCGUUUUAAAGUUAUCGGACAAAAGGAAAACCGAAAGGAUCCAACUGAAAAAAUCAAGGACCUCACUAAAAGAAGACUGCAAGAUAUAAAAGAGACGUUGGAAAAGCAUCCAAGUCUCUGCGAAAUAUUUCAAGCAAACGUACGUUGCUAG
Molecule: messenger RNA, 1983 nt
Organism: Melitaea cinxia (Glanville fritillary)
Lineage: Eukaryota; Metazoa; Arthropoda; Insecta; Lepidoptera; Nymphalidae
Exons: 17
Coding region: 1-1983 (660 amino acids)
Source: RefSeq, a predicted model, not a curated record